AUGCGCCCCAAGCUCAAGCCGCCCCUGCUGCUGCUGCAGCAGCAGCAGCAGCAGCAGCGGCGGCAGCGCCUGUUGCUGCUGAAGCUGCUGCUGCUGCCCCUGUGCUUGCUGCCCCUGCUGCUGCCUCAGCCGGUUGCUUGUGUCUCGCUGCAGCAGCAGCAGCAGCAGCAGCAGCAGCCUUGUCUCCGUGUCCGAGGCGUCUCCUCGCGCUGCUUCCUGCUGUCUCCCCUGCCUCCCUCGUUUAGGGCCCCAGCAGCAGCAGCAGCAGCAACAGCAGCAGCAGCAGCAGCAGCCAACGGGGGCCUCUCGAGGGCCCCCGGUGCAUGCAGGGGGCCCCCCUGGGGCCCCCUGGGGCCCCCCGAAGCUAUAGGGGGCCCCCACAACCUCUGCACUGUGGCAAGGUGCAGCAGAAAGCCUUUCCGCAGCGCAGCAGCAGCAGCAGCAACAGCAGCAGGAGCAGCAGCAGCAGCAGGGGCCCCCCCAGCCGCGGGGCAGGAGGGGGCUGCAUUCGGCGGGGCUGGAGAGGGAGAGACGCAGCAGCAGCCACCUGCUGCUGCUGCUGCUGCUGCUGCUGCUGCGUCAGCAGCAAAAGCUAAACCAGCUCCCUUCUCUGGAAGCACCCAGGAUGCUCCCAGGAAGGCGCAGCAGCGCAGCAGCCCGAGCCCACAAUCUCUACAGCAGCAGCAGCAGCAGCAGCAGCAGAAGCAAGUGCAGCAGCAGCAGCAGCAAGUGCAGCAGCAGCAGCAGCAGAAGCAAGUGCAGCAGCAGCAGCAGCAGCAACACCCAGUGGCUCCAGGGAGGAGACCAGAAGCGAAGCAGCAGCUCAAGCAGCGCCAGCAGCAAAAGCAGCAGCCGUGGCAGCAGCAGCAGCCGUGGCAGCAGCAGCAGCAGCAGCAGCCGUGGCAGCAGCAGCAGCAGCCAGGCAAGCUGCUGCAGCAGCGGCAGCAGCAGCGACGACAGCCGCUGCAGCAGGCAGCCCUUCAGCAGCAGCAGCAAGCUCGCCAGGUGCAGAGACACCAGCAGCACCAGCAGCUGCAGCACCAGCAACUCGAGCAACAGCAGCAGCAGCAGCAGCAGCAGCAGCAGCUAGUUGAGGACAGCCUGGAAUUGGUGUCUUGGCUCCGGGACACAAAACACCCUCUUGAAGCCAACGCGCAGCGCUAG
Molecule: messenger RNA, 1164 nt
Organism: Eimeria necatrix
Lineage: Eukaryota; Apicomplexa; Conoidasida; Eucoccidiorida; Eimeriidae
Exons: 3
Coding region: 1-1164 (387 amino acids)
Source: RefSeq, a predicted model, not a curated record